This is a messenger RNA of Lacerta agilis (Sand lizard), 3064 nucleotides long. RefSeq names its product cysteine rich secretory protein LCCL domain containing 2 (gene CRISPLD2). Gene Ontology annotation, cellular component: extracellular region. The record is from RefSeq and is a predicted model, not a curated record. Bases 298 to 1806 code for a protein of 502 amino acids. NCBI's taxonomy places the organism in Eukaryota, Metazoa, Chordata, Lepidosauria, Squamata, Lacertidae. The transcript has 15 exons.
GAAAGACAGGAUGGUAUAAAGCAAGAGACCAGACACUGCUCUGCCACAGUUGCUCUGAGGUCCUGAGAGAGAGAAGGAGUACACACUCUUCUUCCCGCUUCUCGCCUGUCCGCCUCUCCUAAUACUUGAAACAAGAGACGCCUCACUUCGCCACCCGCAGGUUCCAGAGGAGUAAAUAUAACAAAGAGGGUCUCUUUCCCCCUCCUCCUUCAUAUUUUGCAAAGAUCUGUUGCACAGACCAGAAGAGAUCCCUUUGAGGAGUGUUUCUUCUCUCAUCCUAAUUCCACUGAGCAGAACAUGGCCAGAAGUCCCACUCUGACUCGGACUGUCGUACCAUUUGGGCUACUCUUCCUAGUGCAUGGAAUCCAUUGCUUUUUCUUGCCCAAUGCUACCGAUUUGGAAAGCAUCCUGAGUAGAUACCAGGAGGAGCAGCCCCACUCAAGGACCAAGAGAGCCAUUUCUCGAUCGGACAAAGAAGAGAUUCUAAUGCUUCACAAUAAACUGAGAGGCCAGGUCUACCCUUCAGCAUCCAACAUGGAAUACAUGAGAUGGGACGAUGAGCUGGAGAGAUCAGCAGAGUCCUGGGCCCAUCAAUGCAUUUGGGAUCAUGGGCCUGCCACCCUCCUUAUGUCUAUUGGUCAAAAUCUGGCUGUUCACUGGGGCAGGUAUCGCUCUCCAGCUUUCCAUGUCCAGUCUUGGUAUGAUGAAGUGAAAGAUUAUACCUAUCCCUAUCCCCACGAAUGUAAUCCCUGGUGUCCAGAGAGAUGUUCAGGACCGAUGUGCACCCACUACACACAGGUGGUCUGGGCCACGACAAAUAAGGUUGGCUGUGCUGUGAACGUCUGCAAAAGGAUGGACGUGUGGGGCCAAAUCUGGGAGAAUGCUGUCUACCUGGUCUGCAACUACUCUCCUAAAGGCAACUGGAUCGGAGAAGCCCCUUAUAAAAACGGCAGGCCGUGUUCUGAAUGCCCGCCUAGCUAUGGAGGAAGGUGCCAGAAUAAUCUCUGUUACAGAGGGGUGAAAAAAGAUGACGGUUACGUCCAAAAACCCGAGACCGAAGAGACCAACGAAGUGGAGACGCCCCAGGUGUCGGACAGCAAACCUGUGUGGAAGCCCAAAGCCACAAAACCUGUGAAAGAAAAGCCAACCACUGUGUCUUACAUGACACAAGUGAUCAAGUGUGACACCAAAAUGAGGGAUAAAUGCAAAGGAUCGACAUGUAACAGAUACCUGUGUCCUGCUGGCUGCUUGAACAAUAACGCAAAAGUGUUCGGAACCUUCACCUAUGAAAGCUCAUCCAGUAUAUGCCGGGCUGCCAUCCAUUCUGGGGUGCUGGAUAACAGAGGAGGCCUAGUAGACAUCACCAGGAAAGGCAGAGCAGAUUUCUUUGUGAAGUCUUCAAGAAAUGGCAUCCAAUCAUCAAGUAAAUUCAAACCUUCUAAUUCCUUCAUUGUUUCGAAAGUCACAGUGCAGACUCUGGAUUGUUACACCACAGUAGCAGAGCUUUGCCAGUUCAAGAAGCCAGCCACUCAUUGCCCAAGGUCUUACUGUCCAGCUUACUGCAAAGAUGAGCCAUCCUACUGGGCACCAGUGUACGGCACCAACAUUUAUGCAGAUAAUUCCAGUAUCUGCAAAGCUGCUGUGCAUGCAGGGGUCAUUGGGGACACCGCUGGUGGGUACGUGGACGUGAUGCCUGUGGAGAAGAAGAAAUCCUACAGUGGCUCUUCGAAGAAUGGGAUCCAAUCUGCAAGCUUAAAGACACAGACAGAAGGAAACGCCUUCCGAAUCUUUGCCGUGAAGCAAUAAAUUUCCAAGAAACGGAACCCUGUCUGUUGGGAGGAGGAUGCGGCGCUAUUCCUAAGCCAUGGGAAGCCCACACAUGAUGGUGGCCGGUCCUGGCAUGUAGUACGACGAAGCCCUCUUGGUCAAAACUCUGGCUGCCGGAAUCACAUUCUGACUUAACUAUCCACAUCCCAUUGGUGUCAGCUCAGUGUUUUAUUAUUAUUAAUAUUACUUUCAAACAUUUAGGGUCAGAUUUUGAGAGCGGAGUGUUCAACACCUUAUUCUCUGGCGUGCAGCUUAGAUUGCUCAAAGACAAGAGCUUUGCACUUCAUGGAAUGAACCUACCGCUUAAGGGUGAAUGUUAGCUUGAAUAACUAUGGAGGCCUUGCUAUGUGUGUGAUAGUUUGUGUGUGUGAUUGGGUGUGUUGGAGAGAGAGAGAGAGAGAGAGAGAGAGAGAGAGAGAAUCCAAGUAUCUCUGGAUUCUUUUCUUGGGUUAACAACAGGUCCAUUAAAUGCAGUGCUGAAACAACAUGUGGUAGACUGUUCUGUGGAUAGUGCAAAAGACACACCUAGCUGUCGGAAAAACAAAGCACCAUCUCUGUAAACCGGGAAUUUCUCUCAAACAAAGGGAAAAAAUGUGGAAUAGCUGGGUUUGCUGGCCAAACAUUUGCAGGAAGUUAGGAAGGUUUGGGGUGUUAAAAAUACAUCAAGGAACUAGAACCCCUGUCCAGGCACAUUUCGAUUGGUAGUACGUUAGACAGCAUUGUUUUAUUUACAAUUACCUACAAUUUAUUUUAUUCAGCAGAGCUGGUCAUAUCUUAAUUAUGCAGUGAUCUCUAGAAGUUGAUCUUUAUUUUGUUAGAAAUUUACAGAGCGUUUGCUUUGCCCCUGUUUUUGUACAGAUGUGGGGCUUUAUUUUAUUAUUAUUAUUAUUAUUAUAUAUAUUAUGUAUGUUGGGGUUAACCACAACAUAUAUAUUAGAGAAUUAAUAGAUCUGGUUUGUUUCCUUGUAUUCAGUAAUUAUAUAUUUAGAUCCCAUGCAGAUCCCAACUGCCUCCAUGAUGAAUGGAGUUGUAACAUUAACCCAGCUAUUUCAAGGGUUGGAUUUUAAUCCUUUAUCAUUCUCACACCCCAAACCCCCCAUUUAAAACCUUUUAAAAUCCAGCCCAAUCCACAGCUGGGAUCCAAAGAGCUUGCUUUUGUCUGCCUGCUGGGAAUUUGGACAGCAGUUCCUCUAAUGUCCAGGCUCUGAGUGUCACAGAGCACUUGGAAAGUUUUUAU